This is a messenger RNA of Ogataea philodendri, 2151 nucleotides long. RefSeq lists its product as uncharacterized. Lineage: Eukaryota; Fungi; Ascomycota; Pichiomycetes; Pichiales; Pichiaceae. The record is from RefSeq and is a predicted model, not a curated record. Gene Ontology annotation, cellular component: histone deacetylase complex. Bases 1 to 2151 code for a protein of 716 amino acids. The transcript has a single exon. Gene Ontology annotation, molecular function: histone deacetylase activity. Gene Ontology annotation, biological process: chromatin organization.
AUGGAGACGGAAACUUUGAACGGCGACAGAAAGCGGCCGCUGGAGAUCAAGACGGAGGAGCCCGAGCUGAAGGGCGCGUCGGUGAUUGUUCCCACGCGGACGCCGCAAUUGGCGUACGUGCCCUUGAAAACGGGUCUUUGCUACGACGUUCGCAUGCGGUACCACGCAAAGAUUUUCACCUCCUACUUCGAGUACAUCGAUCCACAUCCGGAGGACCCGCGCCGAAUCUACAGAAUAUACAAGAUCCUUGCUGAGAACGGAUUGAUCGACGACCCAACGCUGUCUGGUCGGACGCAGAUCGGCGACUUGAUGGUGAAGAUCCCUGUUCGAGAAGCUACCAAGGAGGAGAUUCUGCUGGUCCAUACGGAGGAACACCUCCAGUUCAUCGAGAGCACGCGCCAGAUGUCCAAGGAACAGCUCAUGGAGCUCACCGAGAAAAGCGACUCUGUUUACUUCAACAACGACUCGUUGCUGAGUGCCAAGCUGUCGUGCGGAGGAGCCAUUGAGGCCUGUCGGGCCGUGGUGGAAGGACGGGUGAAAAACGCCCUUGCCGUGGUGCGGCCGCCGGGUCAUCAUGCGGAGCCGGACGUGCCUGGCGGCUUCUGCUUGUUUUCGAACGUUGCGGUUGCCGCAAAAAGUAUACUCACCAAUUACCCUGAAUCGGUGCGCAGAAUCGUGAUUGUGGACUGGGACGUCCACCACGGAAACGGAACACAGAAAGCUUUCAUUGACGACCCGCGGGUGCUGUACAUCUCGCUGCACAGAUACGAGCAGGGCAAAUACUAUCCGGGCACCAAGGCUGGUGGAGCAGACCAGGUUGGAACAGGACCAGGGGAGGGGUUUAAUCUGAACGUGCCGUGGCCCGUGGGCGGAAUGGGUGAUGCAGACUACAUCUACGCGUUCAACAGGGUUAUCAUGCCCGUCUGCCACGAGUUUGCCCCGGAUUUGGUGAUCAUUUCGUCCGGCUUCGACGCCGCUGACGGAGAUAUCAUUGGAGGGUGCCAUGUUUCGCCAGCCGGGUACGGCCACAUGACCCACGCGCUCAAGAGUCUGGCCAAGGGUAACCUUUGUGUUGUUCUGGAAGGAGGCUACAACCUGGACUCUAUCGCGAACAGCGCGCUGCGUGUGGCCAAGGUUCUGUUAGGAGAGCCACCAGAAGAGUUCAAGCAGGUGCUACCGAAACCAGAGACCAUUGAGGUAAUUGACGACGUGAUCAAGAUCCAGUCGCAGUACUGGAAGACUCUCAAGCCGGGCUACGACGGUCAGGACUUCUCGAUACCCAACAUCAUGGGCGACUACGACGAGCUCGUACAAAAGAUGGACACUGUUUCUUUCGAGGAACUGGCGGCCAAGAACUCCAAGGUCAGCGACGCGGUGCGCUCUUACCACAAGCAGGAGCUGUUCGACAAGCGCCAAUUUGUGCAGCUGCCCGUGUUAUCGGACAAACAGCCGUACUUGCAGUCGUUGACGGACCUGAUUGUGUGCUCGCCGCAGGUGGCCGAGGCAGACAAGCUGGUGGUUCUUGUGCACGACUCGGCGCGGAUCUGGGCUCGCCGGGACCCUGUGACGGGCACGCUGGACUCGUCGUCGGCGGUGAUCGUGGACCAGUCGCUCAAGUUCCUGGACUGGGCCGCUGGCGAGAAGUAUGGCGUGGUGGACAUCAACGUGCCACAAACCAUCUCUGGGUCCGAGGAUGUGCAAUACAACAACGUGAACGCGGCCCAGGACGCGCUGCUAUACUUCUGGGACCACUACGUGCAGUACUUCAAGGUGAACAAGAUCGCGUUUGUGGGCUUUGGUGACGCGUACAACGGAGUGGUGCAUCUGUGCGGCCACAGAGAUGUGCGCAGUUUGGUGAAGUGUUCGGUGAAUUUCUUGGACAAACCAACGCCGCUGCGCGCAAUAGUAUCUGCCAUCGACGAGUCGGUGGUGGACUGGUUCUAUCAGAACUCGCUCGUGUUCACCGCAUACAAGCACUCGUGCUGGGGAGACGUGGAGAAGAACGGCAGUCUGAAGAAGCCGCGCAAAAAGUACGGCCGUGUGCUGCGCGCAGACGUGGACGGUCUGGACAACGUGGUGGAGGAGAGAUUCGAGGAGGCGUGCGACUUUGUCGUGGACUCGCUCGAGGACUACGAUAGCGAUAGCGAAUAA